GGUGGUGAGCGGGGCUCGGCCCCUCCUCGGGCCAGGGGCGGCUGGGGCCCGGGCCCGCGCCUCCUCCCCCCGGCGCCCGUGAAGGGGGGAGGAGGAAGAUGGAGACGCACAUCUCGUGCCUGUUCCCGGAGCUGCUGGCUAUGAUCUUCGGCUACCUGGAUGUGCGGGACAAGGGGCGCGCGGCGCAGGUGUGCACAGCCUGGCGGGACGCCGCCUACCACAAGUCCGUGUGGCGGGGGGUGGAGGCCAAGCUGCACCUGCGCCGCGCCAACCCGUCCCUGUUCCCCAGCCUGCAGGCCCGCGGCAUCCGGCGGGUGCAGAUCCUCAGCCUGCGCCGCAGCCUCAGCUACGUGAUCCAGGGCAUGGCCAACAUCGAGAGCCUUAACCUGAGCGGCUGCUACAACCUCACGGACAACGGGCUGGGCCACGCGUUUGUGCAGGAGAUCGGUUCCCUGCGGGCCCUCAACCUGAGCCUGUGCAAGCAGAUCACCGACAGCAGCCUGGGCCGCAUAGCUCAGUACCUCAAGGGCCUCGAGGUGCUGGAGCUGGGAGGCUGCAGCAACAUCACCAAUACGGGCCUGCUGCUCAUAGCCUGGGGGCUGCAGCGCCUCAAGAGUCUCAACCUGCGCAGCUGCCGCCACCUCUCAGACGUGGGCAUCGGGCACCUGGCUGGCAUGACCCGCAGCGCGGCCGAGGGCUGCCUGGGCCUAGAGCAGCUCACGCUGCAGGACUGCCAGAAGCUCACCGACCUGUCCCUCAAGCACAUCUCCCGGGGCCUGGCCGGCCUCAGGCUGCUCAACCUCAGCUUCUGCGGGGGCAUCUCAGAUGCGGGCCUCCUGCACCUGUCCCACAUGGGCAGCCUGCGCAGCCUCAACCUGCGCUCCUGCGACAACAUCAGCGACACCGGCAUCAUGCACCUGGCCAUGGGCAGCCUGCGGCUCUCCGGCCUGGACGUGUCCUUCUGUGACAAGGUGGGUGACCAGAGUCUGGCCUACAUCGCCCAAGGCCUGGACGGCCUCAAAUCUCUGUCCUUGUGCUCCUGCCAUAUCAGCGACGACGGCAUCAAUCGCAUGGUCCGGCAGAUGCACGGGCUGCGCACCCUCAACAUUGGCCAGUGCGUGCGGAUCACCGACAAGGGCCUGGAGCUGAUCGCCGAGCACCUCAGCCAGCUCACGGGCAUCGAUCUCUACGGCUGCACGCGCAUCACCAAGCGGGGCCUGGAGCGCAUCACCCAGCUGCCCUGCCUCAAGGUGCUCAAUCUGGGACUCUGGCAGAUGACUGAAAGUGAGAAAGUCAGGUGAGGGCGGCAGGGCCGGGCUCCCUCCCUCCCUCCUGCAUCGUGCCCUGGACACAGACUCUCUUCCCUUCCUUGGGCCCGAUGGGGCCCCUUCUGUCUUGGCAUUUGGGGCUGGAAACGGAUCCAGCUUUGUCAUUCCUCUGCUGCACUCAGUCCACCGUGUCCUUCACACUGAGGAUGGGGACAGCCCCAAUCACAUAGAGCCACCCCUUUUUGCAUAGGAAUUGAAGACUGAUUCAACUGCCUGUACCCCUGCCACCUUGCAUUGAGGAGUGUAGGAUGAAGGAGGGUCAAGUGACUAGUCUCUUUAAACCAGAGGAGUUGCUGAAGAAGCUCUGCCUUCACUUAUGCAUUUAAUUGAAUACUGUGAUCUGGUUUUUUAUUUUGAAGUGUAUAAAAAAACAAAACAACAACAAAAAAAACAGCAAACCCAGCUACUACAUUCUCUACUUGUGUAACUAAUCCUGGUCUCUUCUCAUUAUUUCUUCUUUUAUAACAAAUCUGGCAUUCAUGCUAUUUUUCCUUUUUCCUUUUUUUUUUUUAAUUUUGGAAGAAAUUUGAAAUCCUUGUGGAUUUUUAAGUACCAUUCUUUUCUGCUGAAUAUAUCCUAUAUAUUAUAUAUAUGUGUAUGAAAUAUAUAUAAUAUAUACAUUUAUAUAUGUCUGGCUACCUCGUUUUAGUUUACUUUUUUCUGAAGCCCUGGAAUUCUUACAAGAAAGAUAUUUUGAGACUGAAACAUUUUUGUGCCUAGACUGGAAAGAGACCCCUAUGGGUUUGUAAAUCAUUUUGUUUUGAUUCUUCUAAAUUACCCCAUCCAGCGUAUCUCACUUCCAUAUUCUGGCUAUAAUUUUCUCUCUUUCCUCCAUAGAAAUUGGGGGACCCAACUGUAUCUCUGAAACUUGACUUAAUUUAUAGCACAAAUGAUAGGGAAAAUGAGGACUGGACUGGUUUAUUUUUGUUUUUUGUUUGUGUUUUUUUUUUUUUGUUGUUUGUUUAAAGUGAGAUGCAGAUUGUGUCUUGAAAAUGAUUAUUAUAUAUGCAAACUCUACCUUCCCUCUAACCCCUUUUCCAAAUUUCCCUACCAAGAAAAAAAAAAAAAAAAGGUCAUGGAGGCUUCCUGUUGGGAGUGGAGAAAGGUGCAGAACUGGCCUGUAGAACCCAGGGGCUGUAAAGUGAAGGGGGAGGAGACUGAAAUUCAUGUCUUAUCUCAGUUCGGUCAAUAAAAUGGAGCUCAUGGGUUUUUUUAAAAUUCUGUUUCUAAAUGGAGGAAUAGAUGACUUUUGGUUUAAGGGGUGUUAUUAUUUUUGUUGUUUGUUUUUGCUUUUUUGGUUUUUUAUUUUUUUAAUUUUUUUGGUGGUGGGUGGGAACUGUGGCUUUAAAAAAAUGUUUACUUUUUGAGUAGGGAGGGCCUUUCUUUUCUUUUCUUUUCUUUUCUUUUUUU
This is a messenger RNA of Antechinus flavipes (yellow-footed antechinus), 2738 nucleotides long. It is a transcript of the gene FBXL14, whose product is annotated as F-box and leucine rich repeat protein 14. Bases 99 to 1301 code for a protein of 400 amino acids. The record is from RefSeq and is a predicted model, not a curated record. Gene Ontology annotation, cellular component: SCF ubiquitin ligase complex. Gene Ontology annotation, molecular function: protein binding. Gene Ontology annotation, biological process: SCF-dependent proteasomal ubiquitin-dependent protein catabolic process. Lineage: Eukaryota; Metazoa; Chordata; Mammalia; Dasyuromorphia; Dasyuridae. The transcript has a single exon.